UAUUUGAUGUGUAUAUAAGACUACCGAUUUGUAUUACGACGCGUCGCAUGCUUUAAUUGUGGCUUAUUGUGAAGUGUAUAGAAUAGUCGAUCGUCUUAUUCUCCAUAAAAUCUGCUUCAAAUAAUACAUGUCAUUCUAUUUGAGAAUGCAUUUGAAGUAAAUCUAAUUGUAUUAUUUUUGUACACGUUGGAAUCACAUCGUCUAAAAAUGUGGAUCUUCAUUAUAUAAAGCAUCACCUCUUUCCUGAGUGGACCAGAAAAACUUGGAAAUAAUUAUAUCAGUCAGCUAGCACUGCUCGACACUGCCAAUUUCUCUUCUGCAGCCAUAUCUUGUGUUUACUGGAACUAUAAUGAACAACAACAAUCAAAGAAAAUAUCCAAACAAUCCUCGGCAAAAUGCGAAUGUAAUCUCUAUCCUUACUUAUUGGUGGACUCGAAAAAUUUUUCGAAUUGGCUACAAAAAGGAUUUGGAAGAAACCGACAUUUAUACCACGCUUACACAAGACAGAACUAGCCAUUUAGAAAAGAUUAUAAGCAAAGCUUGGAAAAACGAAGUAGAGUCGUGUGCCAAAAAGAAAGACUCGAAUUGUAAGCCACAAUUACUAAGAGUGUUAUUGCACUGUUUUGGAAAACCAUUUUUAUUAAUUGGAUUAGCAAAAGCAGUAAUGGAAUUAUUUUCUAGAGUAUGCCAACCAUUGUUACUUGCAACAUUGUUACGCUAUUUUGCAAGCAAUAAAGAAAAAUGGGGUAACGAAGUGUAUUACAAUGUAGUCGGUCUAAUUCUAUUGUCUAUUCUGGAUACUUUUAUUAUACAUUAUACUAUGCAUUAUACCAUGCAUAUAGGACUGAAGAUGAAAAUAGCAUGUACUGCAUUAUUGUAUAAAAAAAUAUUGAAACUCUCCACUUCUGUGCUUGAUAAUGAGACCUCUGUUGGACAGAUGGUAAAUUUUCUGAGUACUGAUAUUACCAGAUUGGAAACAUCCCUAUGGGAUCUACAUUACAUUUGGAUUGCGCCUAUUCAAGUCAUAUUGAUUACGUAUAUUAUAUUUUCCGAAAUUGGAUGGGCAGCAGUUGUGGGAAUGUCAGUAUUUUUAUUAUUUAUUCCUCUUCAAGCGUUUUUUGCAAAAAUCACACCUUUAACGCUUAAAUCAGCAGAAAAAUCAGAUGCUAGGCUUAGACUAAUGAAUCAUAUAAUCACUGGAAUACAAGUAAUUAAAAUGUACGUUUGGGAAAUUCCUUUUUAUAAUCUUGUGGAAAAAGCAAGAAAGCGUGAGAUGAGCGUGAUAAAAAAAUAUUCUAUUCUAAAACAAUUAUCUCUUACUCUUGAUUGUUGUGUACCACGACUCUGUCUCUUCAUCACAAUACUGGCGUAUAUCUUAUUUGGAAAUUAUAUUAAUCCCGAAAAAGUAUACUUAGUAACAGCAUAUUACAAUGUUUUACGAAACUCAAUGAUUUUUGGAUUUGCAUUUGGUCUCCAUCAAAUAGUACAAGCACUGGUUUGUAUUCGCCGUUUAGAGAAAUUUAUGAUGCACACUGAGAUUACUAAAAAAAAAGAAGAGAACCCACAUGAGACGAUUAAAGAAUCGUUUGCACUUCGUAUGAUCAACUGUAACGCUAAAUGGCACAGUGAUAAUAAGGGAUAUACGUUGCACAAUGUGAACUUAACUGUACUUCCUGGAAGCUUUGUGGCUAUUGUUGGUCAAGUAGGUUCAGGGAAGAGUAGUCUGUUGCAAGCGAUACUCCAGGAAUUGCCCUUGAUGAGCGGAAGUAUCGAAAGUCAUGGCAGAAUAAGUUAUAUCAGUCAACAACCAUGGAUUUUCGCGUCUACCGUGAAACAAAAUAUUCUGUUUGGACAAACAAUGGACAAGUCACGUUACAAUGAAGUAAUCAAAGUCUGUCAAAUGGAAUCAGACAUAGAUUCGUUCCCUCGGGGUGACUGCACUAUUGUAGGCGAAAGAGGAAUAAAUUUGAGUGGUGGCCAACGCGCCAGAAUCAAUUUAGCACGAGCAAUUUACAAAGACGCCGAUAUUUAUCUCCUGGACGAUCCCCUAUCUGCCGUGGAUUCGCACGUUAGCAGGCGUCUUGUUGACGAUUGUAUCUGCAGCUACUUAAAGGGGAAAACAAGAUUUCUAGUGACGCAUCAACUGCAAUUCUUACAACUCGCUGAUCAGAUUAUUGUAAUGAAUAAUGGUAGUAUCGAGCAAAAAGGUACUUUUGAUCAGCUUCAAGCAUUGGGUCUCGACUUUAUGAAGCUAUUAAAAGCGACAGAACCAGAAUGCAAAAAAGAUAAAAUUGAACAGCUUGAUAUGCAGUAUCAAAACUCAAUAAAAAAUGAAAUAAAAAUCGAUGGAGAAGCUUCAAAUGUCUCCCUAGAUGAAACACGUGAAACAACAAUGAAAGGUCGCUUGUCCUUCAAACUGAUCUUCGGUUACUUCAAAGCGAGUAAAAAACCUUUUAUGAUAACUCUUAUGAUGUCAAUCUUCAUAAUAAGCCAGGCAUUAGCCAGUGGUAGUGAUUACUUUGUUGCAUUCUGGGUGAACGUGGAAUCGAAUUCAUGGUAUGAAAAUAAUAAUUCUACGGAGUUUUUAUGGAGCGGUCCAUUGUCUCGUGAUUAUAUGAUGUACAUAUACAGUAUUAUGAUAGUGAUGAUUAUAUUACUAUGGCAAAUUCAAACAAUCAUAUACUUUACCGUAUGCAUGUGGUCAUCAGUAAAUCUACACUCCGCCAUGUUUCGCAGCAUUUUGCGCGCUACUAUGUACUUCUACAACAUAAAUCCAACUGGUCGUAUAUUAAAUAGGUUUGCCAGAGAUAUUAAUAUUGUUGAUUUAAUGGUAUCGAUGUGCAUAUUUGACAUCAUAAUUAUCGGACUUAUCUCAGUUACAGUAAUAAUUAUGAUCGUAGCAAUUACCCCAUGGUUGGCAAUACCCUCUUUUGUUUGUACCUGUGUUUUUAUCUUUUUACGUAUGAUAUACGUCCGUACAUGUCGUAGUAUCAAACGUCUCGAAGCAACAACGCGCUCGCCGAUCUUUGAUCAUCUCACUGCAUCUCUGCAAGGAUUAACAACAAUCAGAGCUUUCAAUGCAGAAAAUAUAUUGAUGGCAGAUUUAUGCAGUCAUCAAGAUCUCCAUUCGUCUACCUGCUUUCUCUUCCUAGCCACAUCUCGAGCUUUCGGCUUCUACAUCGAUCUGAUCUGUCAGAUAUAUAUUGGAGUGAUAAUUAUAACUUUCACGUUCUUCAAAGAUUUAGCAGUAGUUGGAAACAUCGGUUUGACGAUCACACAAAUCAUGUCGUUGACAAUCAUAUUGCAGUGGGGAAUUAGACAAUCGGCUGAACUAGAAAGCCAAUUGACCUCAAUAGAGAGAAUUCUUGAGUAUAGCCGAUUGGAAGAAGAGCCGAUGAUCGAUAAUAAACCAACAGAUACCAAACUACCGGACAAUUGGCCAACGAAAGGAAAUGUAGUAUUUAAAAAUGUAAAUUUGAAAUACAAUCAUCAAGGAGAGUACAUUUUUAGAGAUAUUAGUUUCACUAUCCUACCGAAAGAAAAGAUCGGUAUCGUCGGCAGAACCGGCGCAGGAAAAUCAUCUCUGAUUAAUGCUCUCUUUCGUCUAGCCUGUGUAGAAGGAGAGAUUCGUAUAGAUGAUAUAUCCACCAGCGCAAUUGCGCUGCAUAAUUUUCGAUCAAAAAUCAGUAUUAUUCCUCAGGAGCCAUUCUUAUUUAGUGGCAGCUUACGACAAAAUCUCGAUCCUUUCGAUCAAUAUUCCGACGCUACUUUAUGGCAAGCUCUACAAGAUGUUGAAUUAAAAGAGAUAAUCUCAGAGAUGGCUGGCGGAUUGAAUACGAAAAUAUCCGAAGGAGGAUCAAAUUUCAGCGUAGGCCAAAGACAAUUAUUUUGCCUUGCGCGCGCUAUUAUCAAGGACAAUAAAAUUAUGAUACUGGAUGAAGCGACUGCUAACAUUGAUCCUUAUACGGAUUUCCUUAUACAACAAACAGUUAAAACAAAAUUUAUAAACUGCACUGUAUUGACUAUAGCUCACAGAUUGAAUACUAUUAUGGAUAGCGACAGAAUAUUUGUAAUGGAUGCUGGGCGUCUUGUGGAAUGUGACCAUCCAUAUAUUCUUUUACAACAAAAAGGAUAUUUUUAUAACAUGGUACAGCAGACUGGUUCUGCGAUGGCUGAAAAUCUUAUCGACAUAGCAACAAAAAGCUUUUAUGAAAAGGAUACAUCGCCGUCUAGAUAAUGUCAAUUUUCAAUUAUGUGCCUUUAUCAAAAUAAUUUUUUGUCACACAUAUUCAUUGAUUGAUUAAUUAAUAAAAUCAGGUACAAUAUACAAAAAUUUCAUCAAUACAAUCAAUCAAGUAUAGUACAUUUUAUAUUAAUAAAAUUAUUUUUAAUGACUUU
Molecule: messenger RNA, 4398 nt
Organism: Nylanderia fulva
Lineage: Eukaryota; Metazoa; Arthropoda; Insecta; Hymenoptera; Formicidae
Product: putative multidrug resistance-associated protein lethal(2)03659
Biological process (GO): transmembrane transport
Cellular component (GO): membrane
Molecular function (GO): ATP hydrolysis activity; ATP binding; ABC-type transporter activity
Source: RefSeq, a predicted model, not a curated record